AUGGAGAUAUCUAAGCUUUUAUGGGAGCACGUUCUUUGCAGUCCGUUGAUAUCACUUGAUGUAUCAGAAAUUACUCAAAUUUUUGAUACAGUUAUUUCUUCUUCCUCAGUUCAUGUAGCUUGUUUGUUUGAAAUAUUGAUUUCUCAAGUUGGAAUGAAAUCUCUUAAAGAAGGAAUGAUGGAGUUUGAAGGAAUAGGUCUCCGUCAUCUUAAGGAAACUUUGAUAAGAUCUCUAAGCUUAGAGUUUCAAUCUGUAUUUGAGUCAACUAGCGAUGACGUACCUACUAACAAACGGAAGCGUGGAGAUUAUGAAGAUUUUAAUUUAAGAUUUUUGAAAGAUAUCAAAUCUGGAAAUGAAUAUAAGCGAAGAGAAAGAAGAGCUGAUGACGAAGAAUCCGAAAUUACUAUCAACGAAAAUUUUUCAUCUUUUGACGAAGUAGAUCAACCCAGUAAUUCAGAAUGGAGGUUGUAA
This is a messenger RNA of Funneliformis caledonium, 471 nucleotides long. The record is from the annotation of a GenBank genome assembly. Lineage: Eukaryota; Fungi; Glomeromycota; Glomeromycetes; Glomerales; Glomeraceae.